This is a messenger RNA of Amorphotheca resinae ATCC 22711, 450 nucleotides long. RefSeq lists its product as hypothetical. The coding region runs from base 133 to 360 and encodes 75 amino acids. NCBI's taxonomy places the organism in Eukaryota, Fungi, Ascomycota, Leotiomycetes, Helotiales, Amorphothecaceae. The record is from RefSeq and is a predicted model, not a curated record. The transcript has a single exon.
AGACCCCGCUUCGCGCUUCUCCGUCCCACCGUACCGGGGGGUGUCUCCAUGAUAGAAUCGAGUGGCUUUAUGAAAAAGGCCCCUCGCUAGAACAGGGGAGGACACUGGUGAACCCCCUUCCUGCUCAUCCAAAUGAUAAAUGCAGGUCAACGAGCAGUUGCGCGAUCUCAUUUUCUUCUAUCCAUUUCCCUGCCAAUUCCUAAUGUAUCAGGUAUUGCCCCGCCCGAGAGGACGCGUGAAAUCAUUGUCGUCUUGGAGAUGCGCCAUGAUGGGGACAGGAUAACAAGAAAUGCAAUAAAAGAGCAAUCAAUAUUUAAAAGGGGGGCAGAAGUAUCGAGGAACGGUGGUUUAGUACAGUAGAUUCCAUAUGAGGAUAUUCAUAAACCUGUGUUUCCCUACGCAUAUGGUGCUCACGCUCCGCCAUGCGUGAUUUGAUAUUCUCCAUCUCCA